Molecule: messenger RNA, 1470 nt
Organism: Myotis brandtii (Brandt's bat)
Lineage: Eukaryota; Metazoa; Chordata; Mammalia; Chiroptera; Vespertilionidae
Gene: AFG2B
Product: spermatogenesis associated 5-like 1
Exons: 8
Coding region: 1-1278 (425 amino acids)
Molecular function (GO): ATP hydrolysis activity; ATP binding
Source: RefSeq, a predicted model, not a curated record
AUGCUCCAGGAGAGCGGCCAGGUGGUGGCUCGCCACACCACCGAGUCAUUAGACCUGAGACCCAGAGAAGUUAGCUUCCGCUGCCUCCCAGACGCCCAGCACGAUUUGCCCGUAAAGCUAAGGAAUCGCUGGGUUGUCAUCGGGACUCCCACAUUUAAACAAAGAAAGGCAAUUCUUCAGGUGAUUACUUCUAAGAUGCCCAUCUCCAGUCAAGUCGAUUUGAGUCUCCUUGCAGAAAUGACAGUUGGCUAUGUUGGCGCAGACCUGACCGCACUCUGUAGGGAUGCUGCCCUACACGCUUUACAUCACAGUGAGAAGAACCAGGACAGUCCGAUGAUUGAUGAAACAGACUUCCUUGAAGCUUUUAAAAAGAUUCAACCUUCAUCAUUUCGAAGUGUCAUUGGACUGAUGGACAUCAAGCCUGUUAGCUGGGAAGAGAUUGGUGGCCUUGAAGAUGUAAAACUGAAGUUAAAACAGAGCAUCGAAUGGCCUCUGAAACACCCUCGUGAAUUUGUUAGGAUGGGCCUGACACAGCCCAAGGGAGUUCUCCUGUGCGGUCCCCCUGGGUGUGCUAAGACCACCCUCGUGAGGGCCCUGGCCACCAGCUGUCAUUGCUCCUUUGUUUCAGUGAGCGGAGCUGAUCUCUUUUCACCUUUCGUUGGAGAUUCAGAAAAACUCUUGUCUCAGGUAUUUCGACAAGCAAGAGCAAACACUCCAGCAAUUGUGUUUUUGGAUGAAAUUGAUUCAAUUUUGGGUUCUCGAUCAGUCAGCCAAACAGGAUGUAAUGUUCAAGAGAGUGUUCUUUCUGUUCUUCUGAAUGAAUUGGAUGGUGUUGGACUGAAAACUAUCGAGAGAAGAGGAAGUAAAUCAGAUCAACAGGGGAAAUACAAGGAGCUGAAAAAAAAUGAAGAGGUAGAGUUUGAAGAAGUUUUUAAUCGAAAUGUCAUGAUUGUUGCAGCAACAAAUAGACCUGAUGUGUUAGAUGAUGCCUUGUUACGGCCUGGAAGAAUAGAUAAGAUUAUUUAUAUUCCACCUCCAGAUGAAAAGGGCAGGCUUUCUAUUUUGAAAGUCUGUACAAAAAACAUGCCAGUGGGACCUGAUGUUUCUUUAGAAAAUUUAGCAGCAGAAACCUGUUUUUUCUCUGGAGCUGAUCUUAGAAACCUCUGCAAAGAAGCUGCCUUGCUGGCUCUGCAAGAAGAUGGACUAGAAGCAACCACAGUGAAACAGGAGCACUUUCUAAAAACCAUAAAACUUAUUUCAGAAACAAGGAUUUUCUAACUUAGAGGAUAUUUAAAAAUUACAUGCCUGCUCAAGUAUCAAUUAAAAUGUGAACUUGCACUAUAGUUUGCAAAUUCACUUUUAGGGUUUGUAUAUAUGGUAUUUCCUGUAAAUAAAAAAAUCGAACAAUCUUGUGCCUGAUAAGCCAAGAUUCAUCUUAGUUCUAAAAGGUAUAUUAAAAUACCAUAAUUU